AUGCCGACUGCUGAAGAUAUUAAAUUAAAGAGCGAGACUUCUAUUAAGGUUGAAACAAGCGCGAUUAAGGACGAGGAUGAGUCUAUGGCCGAUACGAAAGAUGAGGCCACAGACGAUACCAACAGAAUCAGUUCACUGAAAUCAUUGGGUCCGUUUAUUGCGGCGCAGGAGAAUAGUAAAAAUACGAUAUAUCUAAGCGAUGUUCCCGCCGUUUGCCUGGAGAAGCCUUGCAUGCUGGGCGUCGACGAAGCCGGCCGAGGACCGGUGCUGGGGCCAAUGGUUUAUGGGAUUUCAUACUGUCCACUCGAAAGCAAACAAGCCCUUGUCGAUCUGGGCUGUGCGGAUUCCAAACAGCUGACGGAAGAGAAGCGCGACAUAAUAUUCAACGAUAUUAAUACGCUGGACUAUGCCAAGGAGUGCAUUGGUUGGGCCGUGGAGAUAAUCUCACCCAAUGUCAUUAGCACUAGCAUGAACCGACGCACCAAAUGCUCCCUCAACGAGGUCUCGAUGAACUCGGCCAUGGGCCUAAUAGAACGCGCCAUCGAAGCUGGCGUCAACAUAGCAGAGGUUUAUGUAGACACUGUUGGUCCGCCGGAGAAGUAUCAGGAGAGAUUGAAACGCAAGUUCCCCAAAUUCAAAAUAACCGUGGCUAAAAAGGCGGAUUCUACCUAUCCUAUUGUUUCGGCGGCCAGUAUAUGCGCAAAAGUGACCCGUGACCACGCACUUAAGGUGUGGAAAUUUCCUGAAGGCCUAAACAUAAAGGAUAAUGGCUUUGGCAGUGGUUAUCCAGGAGAUCCGGUCACAAAGCGUUUCCUCACCGAACACAUUGACUUGGUAUUUGGAUUUCCACGUCUAGUGCGUUUCAGCUGGGCCACAGCUGAGAAUGCGCUUGCCGACAAGGCCUUUAAUAUGGAAUUCGAUGAGUCGGAGUCGGAGAAACCCAAGUACGCCGGCACCAAGCUGACAAAAUUCUUUAAGGGAACCACCAAAACGGGCGAAAUAAAGCGCGAGGAGUGCCGUUUCUUUAAAGAACGACAUCUUGGCAAUGUAACAGAAUUUUAGUAAAUCCUUUUCACACUUGUAAUAAAUUGGUUCAUAUUUUAAUAUUGAUUUUU
This is a messenger RNA of Scaptodrosophila lebanonensis, 1115 nucleotides long. Its product is annotated as ribonuclease H2 subunit A. Gene Ontology annotation, biological process: mismatch repair; DNA replication, removal of RNA primer. Gene Ontology annotation, cellular component: ribonuclease H2 complex. Bases 1 to 1062 code for a protein of 353 amino acids. The transcript has a single exon. The record is from RefSeq and is a predicted model, not a curated record. Gene Ontology annotation, molecular function: RNA binding; RNA-DNA hybrid ribonuclease activity. NCBI's taxonomy places the organism in Eukaryota, Metazoa, Arthropoda, Insecta, Diptera, Drosophilidae.